Molecule: messenger RNA, 11241 nt
Organism: Nilaparvata lugens (brown planthopper)
Lineage: Eukaryota; Metazoa; Arthropoda; Insecta; Hemiptera; Delphacidae
Product: gastrula zinc finger protein XlCGF49.1
Exons: 4
Coding region: 570-1361 (263 amino acids)
Biological process (GO): regulation of transcription by RNA polymerase II
Cellular component (GO): nucleus
Molecular function (GO): RNA polymerase II cis-regulatory region sequence-specific DNA binding; DNA-binding transcription activator activity, RNA polymerase II-specific
Source: RefSeq, a predicted model, not a curated record
UGUUCGUACAUUCAAUCACUUAUUAAUGUAGUACAUGUAAUUCAUUGUUAUUAUCAGUAUUCCAGUGUGUUAUCCAAGUUUCUGCUGCAAAAUCUUGUCUUGCCAUUAACAGGGAGAAGGGAACCAACACAGACCGGCCGUUCACCGACCGUUGCGAAUUUUGCAACAAGACAUUCUCUAGACGCGAUCAUCUGCUAAACCACGUGAGGCAACAUACGGGCCAAUCACCGCACCGAUGUCAAUUCUGUUCAAAAACGUUCACCAGAAAAGAACACCUUGUCAACCAUGUGCGUCUACACACCGGCGACAGCCCAUUUCAAUGUCGUUUCUGCAACAAAUCGUUCACGCGAGACGAACACUUGACCAAUCAUGUCAAACGUCACACCAACGAAUCGCCUCGCUGCGAGUAUUGUCUGAAAGCGUUCACACGGAAAGAACACCUCAUCAACCAUGUAAGGCAACACACGGGCGAAACGCCUUUCAAAUGCGACUACUGUCCCAAAGCGUUUGCCAGGAAGGAUUACCUGACAAACCACACUCGCAUACAUACGGGUGACGUGUACAAGUGCAUGUUCUGUGUGAAAACUUUUACACGCAAGGAGCACCUGACCAAUCACAUUUGUCAUCACACCGGCGAGGCGCCACACAAGUGUCUCUACUGUCCAAAGAGUUUCACACGCAAAGAGCACCUGAAAAGUCACACCUACAUUCAUACGGGUGGCUCACCGCAUCAGUGUCACAUCUGCAUGAAACACUUCACGCGCAAAGGCCACCUCGUCAGUCAUAUACGAGUUCACACCGGAGAAUCACCGUUUCAAUGCGAGUUCUGUUUGAAGGUGUUUACGCGGAAGGAGCACCUGACGAAGCACAGCAAGCAGCACGUGAUGCAAACCAACCUGAACUGCAACGUGUGCUCGAAGCCAUUCACCGACAAGCAGCAGCUCAUCCUGCACAUGGACAGUCACUCCGGUGACAAGCCCUUUGUCUGCGACGUCUGCGGCAAGGCGUUUCCCAUGAAGGGCAACCUCCUGUUCCACCGUCGCUCGCAUGAGAAGGGGCGGGUGCCACGCGAACGUCCCUUCCGCUGCGACGUCUGCCCCAAGGACUUUGUGUGUCGCGGCCAUCUUGAAUCGCACAAGCAGGCGCAGCAUGCGCCGCAGCCACCGCAAGUGAAGACGCAGCCGCAAUCGCAUGCCGCCGCCUGCGUUGAGCCCAGCGGCCAGCAGAGGCACUUCAAGAAGCAUGCGGCGGUCGCAGCGCAGGACGGCACCAAUCAGACCACAGUCAACUUGUGCGACUUCCAGUCGCUGCCACUCGUUCUCAACUAUCCCACGCUGCCGUUUCUCUACGCCACCAAAUAGGUAACAACCCUGUAGUUAGCUACAGAUCUGUCCAUGGUUCUGUAGUGAGAUUCACUUUAAACUGUCACCAUCAACUGAAUGAUAAGCAGAAAUAAGGCUCACUUUUUUCAUUCAAAAAUUUUAUUUUUAUUUUAAAGUUCAUUAUGUUUCCAUUUAUGUGAUAUUAGCAACUUCUAACUAUGUACAAAUGGUUCCUCAGGCUGGCCACUUACUGUAGAACAUGCAUGAUACACAGUCGUAAUACAUUGUUUGUAAUCACAGCAAAACGCUUCCAGUAAUUUGUUGAGUUCGGGUUUUUGUAUAUCCAAUUUUUUCUGUUUUGUUUAUUGCACUACUUGAGGUUAUAUUUUUUCUCUAUAAUUUUAAUUUGUUAUUUUCCAGUGGUUUAUUUAUCGUUGUUGGUUGUUUAUUUUAUGUUACAAGCCUCUUGCUGAUGAUGAACAUGCAUGAUAUGCAUGUUCUAUCGUUAUUGGCCAGCCUUACAAGUGUUUUGAUUUUGUAAUUGUUUGAAUUUCUAUUUUGUAUUAUAUUAAUUUAUAUCUUACUUUGAAAAUCUCAAUUGAGUUUUUCAUUUGAUCGCAUUGUUUGAAUUGGGCCCCUCAGAAUAGAAAGACAUCGUCAUUUGAUGACUUGAUGAAGUGAUACAGUAGUUUCAAUUCAAACACAACAAUUCAAAAUUGAUGUUACUUGGAGGGCUGAAGAGAAUCUCACUAUAUAAAUUUGGCAAUAUUGAUGUGAAUAAGUCCUUAUAUCCUCUUUAAUACAAACUUUGAAACAACAUAGAUAACCGGUAUAUCAUAUUAUCUGUGAUUCAUUAAUGGAAAAAACCGGAUGAAAUUAAGAAUUAUGCAGUCUGGAGGACCCUGUUCAUUCCUUAUGCUACGAAAUAAGUAAAGGCUUUGCCAGGUAUGCCUGUUCAAUAGUUCGAUAUCUUGUUCUAGAUCUAUAAAAAUGUUUAAUGCUAGGAUUAGUAGGAAAACUAGUUUCUUUUCUUGUAUUUAAGAAAAAAUUAUCAACUAUAAAAUUUUUGCAUAGAUUUUAUUCAGAUAUUCACAGACGAAUAAAUAAUUUCGUGAAUAUUUUAGAUAGUUUCUAUUGAUGAGUUGCUGUAAAGCUGAGUCAACACUAAGAACAUAUUUUAGAAACACGUUUCUUGGAGAGCGAACAUUAUUUUUAGAAAGCAGUGUUUGUCCGAACUUUUUGAAUUUUUGUUCCAUGAUGAGUUUCUUAACUAAGAUCUUUGUUUAUAUAUCGGAUGAAGCUCAGAAAAACAAUAUUAUUUUGAAGAAGAAGGCAGAAACAACUUCUUCAAUUUUCUAAAUUUAGUCUCAUAAGUAGUUCAAAUAUUUAGGUUAUGUAAAAAUUCAUAUUCACACCAAUUUAUUCAUCUAGAAAAUUUAAUAAAGCUUUUGAUUCCAAAUUUGGAAAUCUUAAAUAUAAGAACAUAGAUCUUUGAAAUAUACAUAGGCUAUAUUGUUUUUGGUGUGGUCUCAGCUUAAGUAGCACCAUGCCCAAGGAAUUUGCUACUGCUCACAGAAAAAUAGGUAACAGAAUACCUAAACUUUUGAAAAGGUAAAUAAUACAGAAUGUUUGAAAACUCAAACUUGAAAUGGUUAUGGUUUAGGUUUCGUGACUCUCCAAUGAGGAAUGUUCCCAACUAAGAUUUAAAGUAGGCUCUUUUUAUUUUCAUGUAAUUGACUGAAUAUAUGAAAACUUACUCAGCUUUUCGAACAAUUCAAUAGAUUUUACAAAUAGAUUCGGUUUACAAGACUGAUCAAAACUGAUAUUUUGACAGACCCUUUUCUAUUUCCUAUAUAAAUAUUAGUUUUAUUGAAUAGAAUUUUUAUUCUCAACAAUUCACUUUUAUUUUUACUCGUACAUGAAUUUUAAGCAAAUGCCAAAACAAUAAAAUUAUAACUUAAUAUAAUUAAGGAAGAGCCGCCCUCGCUUUGCAUGUCGAAACAGACAUACCUGUGAUCAGACGUCAUGACGUCAGAGGUCAUGAGGCCUCUCUGUCUGCAAAGCGAGGGUGGCUCGUCCUGCUAUCGGAAUCCGAGGAAAACAGAUGGGUCACUCUAUUAGUCUGAUCUUCUGUCUCAACUUGGGUCAUUGGGCAAGAGGGUUACCUGAUUUGCAGACAUUGAUCAAAUUGCUUCUGACCUUCAGAAUGCAAUCAUGAGCUGCUUUCAGGACAGUUGCCCAUUACGGCGGGGAAAGAGUCACACCAAUACUAAGUGGUGGACUGCUGACCUUGACCGCAAAAGGGCGGCCAUAAGGAAGCUUCAUAACCAUUGCAAACGGAGCCGUAUUUGGGAGCCAUACCAUAGGGCACUCACAGAAUACAGCCUUGCAAUGAAGAAAGCUAAAGAAAACUCUUGGAGACAAUUUACACAAGAGGUAAACACAGAGGUCUCAGUGCAGCAGCGAAACUGCAGCGUGUUUUAGCUUCAAGCCCAAUUGGCCUCUUGGGAACUCUUAGGUCACCAGGGGGACAAUAUACCACUGGAAUUGAUGUGAGUCUCAAACUUCUUCUUGAGACUCACUUUCCAGAUUGUACCUUCGAGAGUGAUUGCUCAGGCAUGUCUGGCAACAGCGAAAUGAGGUCAUGGCCAAGAGCUGAUCGUGGAAGCUGGACUUUAGCUAGGCGAAUUGUCACACUCCAAAGUUAAAUGGGCCAUAUCCAAGUUUGGCCCCUUCAAUUCUCCUGGGGGGGGGGAUGGCAUAAUAUCAGAUAUGCUGCAGCAAGGACCAGAAGCUCUACUAGCUCUCUUGUGUGAACUUUUUAGAGCAAUUCUGGCCUAUGGGUACAUCCCUCAAGCCUGGUGCCUCAGUAGAGUGGUCUUCAUUCCAAAGAGAGGAAGAGCAGACUACUCAACUGCAAAAUCAUUUCGUCCCAUCAAUCUCACAUCGUUUCUCUUGAAGACGCUGGAAAGACUGGUGGAAAGACAUCUAAGGAAGGGAGUGCUUUCAGACACUCCCCUCCACAGGAAUCAGCAUGCUUAUCAGCCUGGCAAGUCCUGUGAAACAGCCCUGCAUCAGCUUGUGAGCAGGGUGGAGGACCGCCUUGCUGCCAGGGUUUUUGUUUUUUAUGCCUGUUUUUUUAAUAUAGAUAUUUUAAAUAUGUAAACUGUAAAAGUUUUCUAUUAGGCUACCUUAGAUUGAUAUUGAUCGGACUGUCUAAUUCAAAUUGAAAAUAUAAUUAAUCAAUAAACUUAAUAUUAUAAUAGGCCAUUUCUUUCCUGGAAAUAACAAUAAUUUUCUGUCAAAUCUCAUAUCUCAAAAUAUCUUUCUUGGGUUAGUUACAGACACAAAAAUUAAAUAAUUAAUAAAUUGGUUGAAUAUUAAAUUAAUUAAUUUUCAAGUUAAAAAUAUAUCUGAAGUGAUAAUCCCAUAAUAACAAAACUGUCGGUAAAUAGCCUAACAUACAUAUCGGUUCUUAAUUGGUGUAUUUAAUUGCCCCCCCCCUACUUUUAAUGUAAAAAUAACUUUCCUUAUUUUACUGUAGAAUAUUAACUGGUUGAUAAAUUUGAUAGCCUAUUAUCUAUAGUAUUGAAUUGUAUUACGUUCAACUAUGAAAUUGAAACAAACCACUACUAGUAGGGGAAAUCCCGCAGUUUUAUAUCAGAAUUAUAAAUUCAGAAUGGACAGAACAUCACCCGAUGGAAGUACUAUAGUUUGGCGAUGUGGUAUUUCUUUGAAAACAAAUCCGGAUUUUCUUCUCUUGACUAGUGAUAAAUUGAAACAUGAUCAUUUACCGAAAGCCACUGAUUUAUCGACUACUGAUAAUAGCUUGUUAUCGCUGAAUGAAACUACUGUUCAUGAUAAUAAUGUUGCUGCUUUUGACGUAUCUAUUAAUUCACCUGUUGACAAUUUUGAAGUGAUAGCAUCAGCUGAUCCUGAAGUCCUAAAUAAAACCAACUCGUGCAGCACCCCUAUAAAUACGAGUUAUCCAGCAUAUUCGUUUUCUAGUGCUAUGCGUAACGAUGAAGACUUGACAGUGGUAUCACUGCGAAAGGAAAUCAGUGACUUGAUGGAUAAAAUGGCAACUUUGAAACAGCAAUGGAAUGAUGCAAUAGAACAUGCUAUUGAAACAGAUAAGACGUUGAUGGAAAAUACUACUAUAUUAGAUAAAAUGAAAAUUAGUAUAGAGGUUUUGGAAGCUCUCAUAUCAUUGGCAGAAGAAAGUAAUUUCGAAAUCUCGGCAGUAGAGCUCAAAUUGAAUAUGAUGUCUCAAAGAAUUGAAAACACUGCCCUGAAAAGUGAGAAGAAAUGUAUAGAAAUUGAGCUCCGGGAUCUAAAGAAUUUUUUUAUGCCAGGUGAUACGAUAUCAAAUAAUACAUUAAUCUCUUCCAUUCCUGUAGCGAAAAACUCAUUCGACAUCCUAAAUGAUUAUGAAAAAUGACAGUCAUGACAAGUAGUACUAAUAAACGCAUAAAAGAAAAAGCACGAAAAAUGAAACGUAAAAAAAGAGUGUUAGUGUUAGCAGAUAGUCAUGGACGAAAUCUAGGCUGGGAUUUGAAUCGCGAAUUCGAGAAUGACGGCUUUGAAGUAACAGUAGUUGCAAGACCAGGAGGUGAUUUCAAGACAGUCACCCAGUCACCCAGUACAGCCCACUGAACUGGAUCUGCAACCAAUCAUAGAGACGUCUAAGAAAACCAGGGUAUCAAUUUCGACUGUUCCCUAUCGAUACGAUAGAUCACUCAUGAAUGUGAAUGUUGGAAAAUUGAAUAAAUGGCUUACUGAACGGAUUUCUCAUAUUAAUGACUUGGGAAUACUUGAACUCUCAAAAUUUGAAAUAGCUGACUAUACUCGCCACGGGUUGCAUUUGAAUAAGAAUAGAGGCAAGCCAAAACUCAGAAAAUUGAUUAGAGAGCAUCUAAUAGGCAGCUCUAAAACCAUGGAAUUGAAGAUACAAGCAUGAUACAGGAAGGUAGAGAUAUUUCAGUACUGUCAAAUAGCGAUUUUUUAUAGGCUGUGAAGUUUUCCAUGUGAAUUGUCAGGGCCUCUUGAAUGCUGAACUAGAUCUUGAAAUACUUCUGUCAAAUAAGAAUUCAAAUAUUGAUGUCUUGUGUUUGACAGAGCACUGGCUUACUGAGUGUGAAUUAGACGUUUUAUCAUUGCCUGGUUACAGACUUGAGUCACAAUAUUGCAGAAAAAACAAAAUUCGAGGAGGUUCUUGUAUAUUUACACGAGAAGAAUCAGUUAAAUAUUCUAAGAGUAGAGAAGAUCUCAUAUCAUUGGCAGAAGAAAGUAAUUUCGAAAUCUCGGCAGUAGAGCUCAAAUUGAAUAUGAUGUCUCAAAGAAUUGUAUUCUUGAACAUUUAUCGAACCCAAAUUCAGAUUUUGAAGUAUUCAUUGAGCUUCUCAGGUUGGUUCUUUCUAGAGUCAUGAGAGAGAGGGGGAAGUUGGUUUGUCUUUCCGGUGACUUCAAUGUCGAUUUUUGUGGAGAAGGUAAAAAUAAAAAUCUAUUUAAGAAUCUAUUAUUAACAUUCAAAUUGAAUAAAUUGUCAGAUGGCCCGACACGUAUUACAAGAGUAACAGCCACAGAAAUUGAUUAUAUCAAAUUAUACUCCAACUCUGUGUUCCAGUGAAAUAAUUUCCUGUUCCUUCACGGAUCAUGAGGGAAUUAGCGUCAAGUUCAGAGUUGAGAAACCAAAAUCUAAUUCUGGAAAAUAUGAUAAGCCAAAAUUUGGGAAAAGAAAAAUGUUUCAUGUUAUUGAUCCACCAAAGAUUAGUGCUUUGAAUGAUGGACUUGCUAAAGAGACCUGGCAUUCCGUAUAUGAUUGUAAUAAUGUUGAUGAUAUGUUUGAUAAUUUUAUGAGUACCUAUAUUAACCAUUGUAAUAGCUCAGUCCCAGAGAAGUCAGUAAGCAGUGCAAGAAAGAAUGAUCAUAUUCCCUGGAUUACUCCUGGCAUUAGAAUAUCAAGUGAUAGAAUGUAAACUCUGAGUUUUCUAAUUAAAACCUCAUCUCUAAGUGACUCUCUCGUAUAUAUACAUACGAAUACAGGGUAAAGAUACUUCAGCAUAGAAAUUUAUUACAGAAUUUACAAAAGCAUAUUUAAAAAAGUUUUGAAAGCAGCUAAAAAAAUGGCUGCUACUGCUUAAAUAAAAAAAUCAUCAAAUCAAGCUAGAGCUAUCUGGAAUUUGGUUAGGUCUGAAUCUGCAAAAAAAACGAGGAUCAACCUCAGAUACGUGCGUUGUUGAUAAAAUGAGGAAUUUAAAAACUGGAAAAGAGGCUGCUGACAUACUGCACAAUUAUUUCAUUGAUGCACCACUAAAAAUACAGAAUGAACUCCUGGGAAAAAAUAGUAUAAAUGAUUAUCGUUCAGUAUUCAAUAUGAAUCAUGGAAGUACAAAGAGGUUUUCAAUCUUCAAUCCCAUGAGUUGUGGAGAAUUAAAUAUGAUAAUUAAAUCCUUGAAAAAUAAAAAAUCCUGCAACUGUUUUAAUAUUUCAAAUUAUUUGGUUAAAAAAUCAGCAGAAAACAUCUUGGAGCCACUAACUUUCAUUUUUAGUAGUUCUAUGACUGUGGGCUAUGUACCCUCGAAACUAAAAUUGUCAAAAAUAAUUCCUACUCAUAAAAAAGGCAAAAAAGAAAUUCCAGAAAACCGCAGACCUAUUGCUAACACGCCUGUAUUUCUUAAAAUUUUCGAGUAUGCAGUGCUUAGAAGAAUGAGAGAGUAUUUAAAUCGAAUAGGUUUACUGUCAUCUGAUCAAUUUGGUUUCCGGCCAGGUUUUUCAAUAAACGAUGCUCUCUUUUCAAUUGUAGAUGAUGUUUGAUAGCUGAUCUCUCCAAAGGUUUCGACCUUGUUAAUGUUGAGAUUAUGAUGAAAAAGCUGCAACUGUAUGGUUUUGAUGGUGCUGUCCUUAGAUGGUUCUUUUCAUAUUUCGAUAAAAGGUACCAGUAGGUUGUAAUAUUGAUUCUCACUGCUAUGAGUAUCAUUCUAAUUGGAUGAAAACGAGAAGUGGGGUCCCCCAGGGAUCAGUACUCGGUCCCCUUCUUUUUGUUAUCUAUAUAAAUGACUUACCUUCUUACCUUGAACUAGCAAAGAGUGUUUUAUAUGCAGACGAUGUUAGUAUUAUACUAAAAAGCAAUAGUCAGCCCAAUGCCCAACUGGAGAGCAAAGCAGCACUUAUUGAAUUACAAAAAUGGUUAGUUGCUAAUAUGUUAAUUCUGAAUAAAGAAAAAACAAAAGAAAUACUUUUCGAACUACUAAAGGGGGUAGCUUGGAAAUUGAAUGCAAUAAUAUAGACUCUGUAAGUAGUAUAAGAGUUCUUGGAGUGGUGAUUGACUCGGAUCUUUCAUGGAAACCACAUCUGGAAUGCCUGAAAACCAAACUUAAUUCAGCAAUUUUCGUUCUCAGAAACCUAGAGGCUUCUCUGGAUUUGAUGGCUCUUAAAAGUGUGUAUUUCGCCCUGUUUCACUCCUUUCUGAAAUAUGGAAUUAUUUUUUGGGGUAAUUCUAGCAGUGCAAUCCCAUCAUGUCCGGGAGAAAGAAAAGUUGCGGAAUAGAGAGUCAGUGUAAACAGUAUCCUACCCUGAAGAAAUGAAACAGGGUUCAAGGUUAUGGUGAGAAUAGUGCUGAGUUAUAAAACUAAAAUUCCAAUGUAUCUGGAAGCAGCUGCUGUAAUAAAGAAAAAUUCUUAAAAGGAAAUUUUGAUGACUGUAACUAAAUACAAAAAGAAGAACAAGGGAGAAGAGAAAGAAAAAAAAUAAUACUCUUCCCACCCCAAAAAAAUAACCUCCUGAUUAUGACAUUAUCAAGAACAACGCAGGAUCAAUGUCACACUCUCAUUCACUCCCACUUGCCAUCCGGACCGAGCACUUUAAACCUAGGACGACCGGCUCUUCACUUACAAGCACCUGGUCUAUUGUAAGGUUUAUACAAGAUGCAAAAUCUGUUGAAAGCUGGGGGAUUCAGGUUCCUGGAAGUAGAUGGCAUUGCUGAUGGAAAAGCCGAUGUGGACAGUGACAACUCUACAUCCAUCGCGGUAGCCUCUGUGAAUGCUCCAGUGACAAAUGAUCUUAUCAGUAAAAACAGAAUAAUGCUUGAUAUUAUACUUGUCUUACAAAUCUUUCACAUGCUUAUUGAAAUACUCCUUCCCUCCAUCUGUCUGGAAAAAACACAUAUGUUUAUUCUUACGAAUAAUGGGUUUGAGUGCAUUAUAAACACUUUUUGCAGUCUUAUUCUUUAAAGGUAUACAAUAAGUGUACUUAGUAAAACAAUUAAUAACAACUAAAAUAUAAUGAUAUCCUUUAUUGAAUUUAGGUAAGCUACCCAUCUCAAUCAGAUCAGAUUGAUAUAAAUCGUUCUCAUUCUUCAACACAUAUCUACAUGUGGGGUAAUUUACACAUGCAGCAGAGUGAAGCUCUGCUGCUAAUUUUGCUCUAUUAUUACUCAUUUUUCUUUGUGUGAAGACACAGUUGAAACAGAGUUCGAUGUGUUGAUCACUACACUGUUACACACACACUGAUCUGUGCAAUCAGUUUACUAUUCUGUAGUGACCAAAUGGUAAAGUAUCGAUUCCAUUCUCUGCAAUAAAGCGCUUGUUAUCGAACGGGCUUAAACAGACCUUUGCACAUUCAAUUUGAUGUAUGUUAUGAUUGUAGGAUCUCAACAUAUUACAUUUUUCCAUAUGUUGGCAUCGUUCAAUCAAACAUUUCUUAUACAAGUCAAAACUAAGUUUUCUAUUUUUUUUAAAUGUGUCUUCACACCUUUUGCUAGACACUUAUUUACAGUUCCCUCCUUCUCAUUAUUUACAAGAAAUGAAUACAAUUUCGCGCAUAAUCCUAAAAAACAUCUUAUUGGAUUUGAAUAAGUUUCAUCCUUAAAUUUCCCUACAACUAUAUUCCUCUCAUUGGAAAAGCAUUUGUGCUCAACUGGAUAGUUUGAGGUGUCAAACAGUUCCAAGUUAUCUCUUAUCAACUGGUAGACAUCAGGUGUCUCUAACCAUAAGAGGAAGCUAUUUGUAUCACUCAUACAAAGCUGGAUGUGUUGCCAUGGUAUGAUUUUUUGCAAUUUACAGUAGAAAAAAUCAUACAUGUGUAGUUCACUCAAAUCUAGGAUACAGAAACCUGAAUAGAUGGGCUUAUUCAUUUUCAGUUCCAGCUUGCGUGAGAAAACUGCAAUCACAUCCAAACUUAUUAUCUGCCAGCGUUUACAUAGGGGAUUUGAAAUGUACUUAUCUAGAUGCUGGGCAUCUGUGAUAAUUUGAGCAUUACAUUGUUGCCGAUUUCCCUGAAUUGAUUUUCCAUAACAUAAAUUUGACAUCCAUUUAAAGAAUAAGAUUUCAAAUUUACAUUUUGCGGCUUGUCUAUUAUGGGUAUUGAACUCAAUGUAGUUCUUUAACCAGGGCAAUUGGGAAAAGCUAAUGACACAAUGUACUUUUGUUAAAUGUAAACCGAGUAGAAGGUACAUCUUCAAAUUCAGGUAAUGAACGAUGUACCUCUCUCAAUCAAAAAGUGUGUUCAUAAGUUUUUUAGUCAGAGUUUGACCACUCUCACUGGUUUGAUACUUGGAGAAUGAUUUGCUAGGUGGGAUUUGAUGAAGUGGAGCGAGGGGGAAAUUGGCAUGCAUAUCAUGUAACUCCUGGGGGUACUUGGUUUUGUGGGGUCAUAUGUAUCAGGGAUGUGUUUGUUAUUGGCUUUGCAAUAAUGCUUGCCAAUAAACGAAACACCACUGCACAUUCCCGAUUCAAACAUUAGAUGAAUAUCAUGAUCAGUGAUCGAUUCGAGUUCAACCUUGGUGUACUUUAACAUACAAUUCCAAGUGUAAUGAGCAAGCGAAAGAAAAUGAGUCACAUUGAGGCUGUGGUCUGGCCAGAGAAUUCGAAUUUUAGCGCCAGAAUGCCAGACUAUAGUUCUGCCAAUAGCAGGCUUGUGU